CCGCCAUCAAUCUAAUCUAAACUGUCAACUUACAGCACGCGUGACAAUCAAUUUUCGUUUUAAUUAGUAGUGAAAAUACUGUAAUUCAUUCGGUUAUCGUGUAAUAAUUAGAGACAAAUAAUUUGCAUAAGUUCAAACGGUUAAUGGGCGUUUGAACUUAUUGUUAAGCUCAGUAUUGUUUGUUUUAGUGUUACUUGGAAGCUCAUUUGUGCCGUGUUUGUUGAAUUAAAAUUAGGACAAAAACGCAAAGAAUCGUAAAUUAAGUUGAAGUGUUUUGAAGAUACAUUGAUAUAGCAGUUAAUUGCGGUUCUUAUUUGAGCGUAACGUUUUGUAUUAAGUUUAUUUUCGAGAUAGCUUCUUCCCUCUUCCGACGACGAUGAAGAUGAAAGUUCAUUAGAAUAGUCGGCCGAAACGAAAAUGGACCCGUUGAAUUAUUUUGCAGAUCGCGAGCGCUUCCAAUCCGGCAGCAGCACCGACGAAAAUGAAUCGGGCUCCGAACAGGAACACGAGGUUCUCAUCUCGCAGCACCAGCUCAACAACAUGGUCAAUCUCAACAGUCACAAUACGCCGGUGCGCAAACGCCGAGGCAACCUCCCCAAGCACUCGGUGAAAAUCCUGAAGAGAUGGCUGUACGAGCACCGAUACAACGCUUACCCCUCGGACGCCGAGAAACUCACCCUAUCCCAAGAGGCGAACCUCACCGUCCUGCAAGUGUGCAAUUGGUUCAUAAACGCCCGCAGGAGAAUCCUGCCGGAGAUGAUUAGACGAGAGGGCCACGAUCCCCUGCACUACACCAUAUCGAGGAGAGGCAAGAAACUGAGCAGCGUCAACCUGGUGGAUCCCCCUACGGUGAAUUGGAACGGCGAUUUGCAGAUUCUCAAAGGGAAACGCAUCCGGCUAGAUCACGACUACGAAGACAGCAUGACGCUGAUGUACCGAUCGGAGGAGGACAGUCCGAACGAGUACGAGAGCUCGAGCCCCAGCGAAGAGGAGAAAUUCACGCCUUGGCAAACUGUCAUCAGGUACGGUGUGCCUACAGAUUCUUCUAAUCAUCUGGCGAAUAGGGGAAGUUUGGACGAUAAAAACGGCAGCAGUGACUAUUGGAACACCCCGCAGCUGGCCCAUCUACCGCAAAUGCCCCAUUCGCUCUCCAAUCCGAAGGUGCAGGUGAUUCCUACGCAUCCGGUGAACGAAUUGAUGAGCACCGACCCGCUCGAAGGCGAAGACAAAGAUAAGUUUAAGUGCUUGUAUUUGCUGGUGGAGACGGCGGUGGCGGUGCGGCAGCGUGAGAAGGAGCAAAGCGACACGCAAAUGUAGCUCUCGGUGAAUGAGGAUGAAUGUGAGAUUGUGCCGAUUGUGCCUUAUACUUAUUCAUAUAUUAAUUGUAUGAUGACGAGUGCCAAUUUACAUGAUUUGUCGUUAGUUAUUGUAGGGUUCUUUCUCUAUUAAGAUUGCAAGUUGUGUUGUUUUUAAGUUUGAUAACUUAAAUUAGUUUGAUAGUAAUUUUCUUUUAGCUCUAAAUCCGAUGUAUUUACAAUAAAGAGUGAUAUUAAAUCGUGUUGGAAUAGUUGUUGUUUUUUUAUGAGGAAAUACAAAAACAAUAAAUAUGUUGAAGAAUUGUAAAAUUAUA
This is a messenger RNA of Phyllotreta striolata, 1630 nucleotides long. The record is from the annotation of a GenBank genome assembly. Lineage: Eukaryota; Metazoa; Arthropoda; Insecta; Coleoptera; Chrysomelidae.